CGGCCCCUCACCCCCAGCAGCCGCUAUAACCGCCCGUGAGGUUUGAGUCCCUCUGAGGCGCUAGGACCCGACGCCGGCCGAACGGGCCGCGGGGUGGCGGGUUGGGCGCGCCCCGCCUGGGACUCGGAGCGGGGCGGGAUCUGGUCUGGAGCCGCCCCUGCCGAUUGCCGCGCCGCUGGGACAGCGGACAGGGCCCCGCCUCCGGGCGCUGGGGCAGGAGGAUGAAGGUAAUUAAACAUUCUGAGCAGGUCCUGAAGACAGCAUUGAUCUCCAAGAACACACAGCUUGUGAAGCUGUAUGAGAAUCUUGAGUCUAGGGAGAAGCGUUUGCUGAAUGAAGCGUUUCAGCCAGACAGUGUUCUCUUCAGACCCAUCACUCUUCAUUCGGAGUCAGACUGGAUCUCCUCACACCCUGAGCCCACCCAGGACUUUGAACAGUUUUAUAACGAUCCUUACAGAAGCAGACCGACAUCUCGGAAAAGUGCCAUUUAUGUACAGCCCAUUGGUUCUUUUGGGGACACCAAAGUUAGUACGGAGGAUUAUAUGAAAUGGUUGAAGGAUUACUGUGAAGCCUUUUACUAUGGCCUCUCUGUAAAAAUCCUGGAGCCGGUUCCUGUUUCACACACAGGUUGUGCUUUUCGAGUGAAUGAGUACACAUACAAUCUACAGAUUCAUGCAGGGGACCUCUUGAAAUACCUAAAGAAGAAAAAGCCAGAAGAUGCUUUCUGUAUUGUUGGGAUAACAAUGAUAGAUCUUUAUCCAAGGGAGUCCUGGAAUUUUGUCUUUGGCCAAGCCUCUUUGACAGAAGGAAUGGGGAUCUUCAGCUUUGCCAGGUAUGACAGUGACUUUUAUAGUGUGAGCUACAAAGGCAGACUGAAGAAUGUCAAGAAGCUUCCCUCAGCAGACUAUUCAGUUUUUGAUGGCUAUUAUACUCCUGCAAUCAACAGUAUGCUGCUUCUGAGGUCCUGCAAGACCCUGACCCAUGAGAUUGGGCACAUUUUUGGACUCCAUCACUGUCAGUGGCUGCAGUGUGUGAUGCAGGGUUCCAAUCACCUGGAGGAAUCAGACCGACGCCCAUUGGAUCUGUGUCCAAUUUGUCUGCACAAGUUGAAGUCUGCCAUUGGCUUUCGCAUUGUGGAGAGAUACCAGGCCUUACUGGGGUGGAUGGAUGAAGAUCGUAGUGGAAUGGAUGCUGAACUCAGAAAUGAAGCCAAGAUGGGCUUGCUGAAACCUGUGGAAGCAUUUAAGGAGUGUCAAAAGUGGGUAUUAAAAUGUCUUGAUGUCUUGCAGAAAUAAAGCUGUAGGAGGUAUGUAGUAUCAAAGGGGAAUCAUUCUUCUCUAUUUAAAGAGUUACUUUCAGACUGACUAAUUCUAAAACUGUUGUAACUUGAUAUGGAUCAUCCACUGCAUUGUAAGGAUCUUUAAAUAAAAAUCCAUCCCUUUGUCGCUGAACAUUUAACCUUUAUACCCUCCUUCCCCAGACAGUAGCUAUUUCUGCCAUGACCUUACAAUAUUUGGUCUCUGCUGCUCUCAUGUCAGAAAUCAAGGUACAUUUUAAUCUUAAAUGCAGCAAUAUACAAAAGAACAUUUAACAUCUUGUAAACAGGGCCUAACGUGUAGUUUUAAAAAUACAUAUUUUAAAUGUUUGCGGAGGAUUGUGGUGUUUAUUUUAUUUAGUUUUUUUUCUAGUAUUGGAAAAUUAGGAGCAUUGGACAAUGAGGAGUCACUGAAGCUGUAAAUGUGGAGUGGUUGUGCAAGUUGUCCAGGCACUGUCACUAAAUCAGGGAGAGGAUUCCAUCCCCAGUACCUGCAUAUAGUCCCUACGCAAAGGCCCCUAACCUGUAGUUGUCUCCUUGUAGGUGCAGGGGUCUGUUUAUGGAGUGUCAUUUGCAGGAUCAGGACCAAAGUGAGUUUUUACUUGGUCUUCUCCUAGAGAAUCAGGAAAUGGUGUCUGGGUACUUUUAAAUUAGGAACAGAAUGAAAAGAACCUGGUUAAAAGAGACAAAGCAGUAUAGAUUUAAUUGAUGUGUUGUGUGUGAUGGGUUUAAUUUCCCGUGGCAGGGUAUUGUUUUAAUUACAGUUACCAAGACCCAAUUAUGCUUUCAGUUUUCUUUAUAUAAUCCUGUUAGGACACUUCCUUAGUCUGUUGCUGCUAAAUUGCUUUCUUCCCAUCAUCACCCCAAAGCAAGGCUGCUGGGCCAGAUUUCACACUGUGUACAAUUUUCUGGAUUAUUUUUGCACUCUAUUUCACAAAGGUACGUUUGUGCUUCCUUCCCAAUCCCUAUGCAUUAUGAGUAAUUAGCUUUCUAUUUAAAUUUAUAAAUAAACCAAUGUUAUUCCAAUGGAAAAAUAUAUUCCAAAGGAACAUUUUAUGAUUUUAAAUUUAAAUCAGUUUACAAUGUGUUCUAAUAUUUAUUGCUAUUAUUAUUUCCAUCGUGCUGUGCUUGUGGAAAUGACACAUGAUAGUCUAAUAAAAGGAUACAAUCUGUACCCCAUAGAGCUUCCAUUCUGUGGUCCUGUAAUCUGAUCAAUGUGGGCAGAUUAUACUGAAUGGAGGGUAUGCUCUGCUCAGGAAGAGGGGUUCAUCUGUGCAAAUCGGAUUGCAGGAUUGGGGCCUAAUCCUGCAAGCACUUCAGCACAGGAGUAAUUUGGUUUACAUGAGUACUCCCAUUGUCAUUAAUCUUAUUUCUUGGGUGAAUAAAGUUUACUCACAUACUUAAGUGUUUGCAGAACAAGGUCCAGGUCUCUCCAGGCCCCUUGGCACCUUUAUUUGUGUUAUCAGUGGAUUUUUGUUUCCACCAGUUUUGAAAUAAUCAAUCCACACAGGAUGUCCAUUACAUCUCUGCUUUUGUUAUAUUUUUAAAGUUUGGCAUAUAUUUGAUGAUAAUCACUAGGGAUAAAACUAUGGAAAAGGCCAAAAGACUUCAGUGGGGCCAAGAUUUCACCCUAAAUCUUAAAUGGAUAAAUAUUUAUUUUUAAAAUGACAAUGUUUUAAAAAAUUAAAUGUUAAUUUGUUUGUAUUUAAAUACUGUGAUAAUUCACAGGCACCGGAAUUUCUCCC
Molecule: messenger RNA, 3060 nt
Organism: Mauremys mutica (yellowpond turtle)
Lineage: Eukaryota; Metazoa; Chordata; Testudines; Geoemydidae
Gene: AMZ2
Product: archaelysin family metallopeptidase 2
Exons: 7
Coding region: 222-1295 (357 amino acids)
Biological process (GO): proteolysis
Molecular function (GO): metallopeptidase activity
Source: RefSeq, a predicted model, not a curated record